AUGGUCGCCGAGAAGCGCCGCUGCAGAGACGUGGCCGGUUCAAGUCCGCUGUAUGUACGUGGCUACCUCGGCGAGGUCGUCGCGGCGCUGCGGCGGACGCGGACGGGUGUCAACCCGACGGUCGUGACCGCGCUCAAUGCACUCGGUUUUCAGUGGACUUUGGUUUGCUAUGACACAGUCGACGUGGCCAUGCAACUCGUCGUCGCAUCGUUCCCGACGCACCCGCCGACGUCUUGUGUCGUGCCGGCGCAAGCGCGAUGGCCGCGCGACCUCUGGGGCACCGACGUGCUGCGACUGAGCGCGCGCCGUGACGCGCGGCUCGUCACGAUGGCGUCUGCGUACGACGCGUCGCUGCUCUCGGAGUCGACACGUGCCGUGUCAACGGAAAAACGCGUCGACCAAGCGCAGCUCGUGCUAGCGUCGAUCACGAUCUACGUCGCACUGCACGGUCCGACGUCGGUGCCGCUGCUUUUCCACGUUCCGUCGUGCGACGACAUGUGGCCUAUGGACGCAGCGUUGAAGCCACUGGGCUUUCUCGUGUGGGCCAUGCGCGACUGA
Saprolegnia parasitica CBS 223.65 is the source of this 558-nucleotide messenger RNA. RefSeq lists its product as hypothetical. The transcript has a single exon. Bases 1 to 558 code for a protein of 185 amino acids. The record is from RefSeq and is a predicted model, not a curated record. NCBI's taxonomy places the organism in Eukaryota, Oomycota, Saprolegniomycetes, Saprolegniales, Saprolegniaceae.